Messenger RNA from Kwoniella shivajii, 645 nucleotides. RefSeq lists its product as uncharacterized. The record is from RefSeq and is a predicted model, not a curated record. Lineage: Eukaryota; Fungi; Basidiomycota; Tremellomycetes; Tremellales; Cryptococcaceae. The transcript is spliced from 5 exons. Bases 1 to 645 code for a protein of 214 amino acids.
AUGGGAGCUAUCGGAUCUUUCAUUCCUGUACCAUUUGACGAAGUCACCAUCUCUUCGCUUAGAGCAGGUCCCGGACAGGACUUAUCACCAGUGUCACCUUCUAUUGGGAUUCAUACCCAACAAGUAGUCAACAAAUGUACUGGACUGGUAUUACAGUCUGAUCCAUUUGACAAUCACGGGGAAGAUUUCUGUAUUCGAGAUCUGGAUGGUGAAGUGAGAGUAGUCUGCAGAUCUAGCUCUGCGUCAAACGGGAGAAAAGUCAUAACUGACCCUCAAGGAAAUACAAUGAUAUCAAUAAAAAGUAAAACAUCAAUCAGUAGAUCAUACAUAGGGGAAGGCAAGAAUGGGGAAGAAAUAUUCAGGAUGAAGAAGAAAUUUGCUCUCGGUUCAUCAAUGGAAGUUUCUUUUCAAGAUACAUUUUCAUCCAGGAGAAGGUUCAUACAACUUCGAGGUGAUUUUUGGGUAGGUUCAGCGGAUAUCUUACUUGUUAGUGGACCUUUGAUAGCUCAAUUUUCAAGGAGGCAAAUCCAAAGUAAAGGUUUAGAUCCAUCUAAAGAGACUUAUAUAGUCAAUGUUGCUCCUGGGGUCGAUCUUGCUUUGAUCACUGCUAUUUGUAUCUGUUUCGAAGAGAGCAAAGACAAGUGA